AAUCUAGCCAACAUUCAGACAAAAAUCCAUAGUCAGGUGACGAAUUCUUGUGACAGUUCUCAGUUUCUGCGAUUUUCGCAAAUUUUCAUUAAAAAAAUACAAAAACAUGGCCCUCCAAGCUGCUGUAAAAGGAAAACUCAUCAGCGUAAUCGGCGAUGAAGACACCUGUGUCGGUUUCCUCUUGGGAGGAAUCGGCGAAAUAAAUAAAAACAGACAUCCCAACUUUAUGGUUGUAGAUAAAAAUACACCAGUAAGCGAAGUUGAGGAGUGUUUCAAGAGGUUUGUGAAGCGUGAUGACAUUGACAUCAUCCUGAUCAACCAGAAUGUAGCUGAGUUGAUCCGUCACGUGAUUGAUUCACACACAUCACCAGUGCCUGCAGUCCUGGAGAUCCCAUCCAAAGACCACCCCUAUGACGCCAGCAAGGACUCCAUUCUGCGCCGUGCUAAGGGCAUGUUCAACCCAGAUGACUUGUCAAUGUUUGGUGCUGAUAACUAUGCAACUUAAUUUUAGUUCAAAUUCUUUUUGUUCUUGACAAUAUAGUGUAAAUAUAUUUUUUAAUAAAUAAAACAAAAAUAUUAUUAUAUCUUUA
This is a messenger RNA of Bicyclus anynana (squinting bush brown), 590 nucleotides long. It is a transcript of the gene Vha14-1, whose product is annotated as V-type proton ATPase subunit F. Gene Ontology annotation, biological process: proton transmembrane transport. Gene Ontology annotation, cellular component: proton-transporting V-type ATPase, V1 domain; membrane. Lineage: Eukaryota; Metazoa; Arthropoda; Insecta; Lepidoptera; Nymphalidae. The record is from RefSeq and is a predicted model, not a curated record. Bases 107 to 505 code for a protein of 132 amino acids. Gene Ontology annotation, molecular function: proton-transporting ATPase activity, rotational mechanism. The transcript is spliced from 5 exons.